CUCAUGUCGUCUCCCCAGUUUUAUUUUUAGUCAGUUUAUAUCAUUGUUUCAACUAAUUAAACUGUUGUGAUUUGCUUAUACAUGUUAUUCAGAACUUAAAAGUACAAUUAAUGCUAAAUUUUCCAUAUUCUAGUAUCCAUCUAUAAUAAUAAUAUGAAACAUCGCACGCUCCAGAGGCGGAGCAACAAUAAAAUAGGGGUGAACUCAUUAGAAAGUGAAUGCACAUAACGUGCACAAUUAUACCUACAGCUUGAUUCAUGAUUGAACGGGGCUGGGAGUCCCAAUGAAUAAUUGAAGGAGCGACCGCGCAUGCGCGGGACUUCAGCCGUCGAACCGUGUCAGGCCCUGGCCAAUAUAGCUGAUGUGCGAUAUUCCUUACAAAACCAGAGAUUUUACGAAAUGUUUGCGUACUCAAUGUGGUAAAUUCAUAGAGAAUUGAAGUGGAAGAUGCAGGCUGGAGGGCCGGACAGCGCGGCAGUGUCAGAAGCGCCGAGCAGCGGAAGCGAUGAGUCCGACUGUGAAACGCAGCCCGAGCACGACGCGGACGCGGCCCUCACUGAGGAAUGGGCGUGCGAGCUGCUGGCCGGCGAUGGAGUGGCCGGAGCUAAUGAGGUGCACGUGGAGUCGCGUGCGGGUGUGGCGGGCGCGCUCAGCCGCGUGCUGGCGGUCACCGUGCACUAUCAAGAAAAUGGCGAGAGAAAAGCUAUGCCACUCGUCGUGAAACUGCCUCCCAGAGAUCCCUUCGGCCGUCUCUUCGUAGCUGAAGCCCAAUUCGACACUAGAGAAAUCCUAUUCUACACUGAACUAGCGCCGGCACUUAAUAGGCUCGCUGAGGAAGCUCUAGGACCUGGACAAGGGUUGCCUGUACCAAGAUGCAUCAAGGCUAGAUUACCUGAUGAGAUCGGUGGAGACAGCGAACUUGUUCUCGAGGAUGUGACUGCUGUGGGAUACGAAGCGGCUGACUUCGCGGAAGGUCUGACAGAAGCGCGCGCUAGAGCCGCUCUCCAUGCGGCUGCAAGACUUCAUGCUCUCUCAUUGGCUAUGCGUGACCGGGAAGGCCCUCUUGACCAGAGAUUCGACUUUCUAUUUCCAUGUGAACGAGCUGCAGCUGGUUACCUACGGCUCGUAAGACGAGGUCUCCCGCAACUUGAAGCAUUCCUUCGUGGAAAACCAGAGUGUGUGGUAGAAGCAGCGGCUGUGUCAGCCCUCAGCGCCCGUGCCCCAUCUCUGCUAGGCACACUUCUUCGCCCUGCGGAACCAGCACCUCUAGCACAUGCUGAUUUUUGGAGCGGCAACCUUCUGUUUAGGGAAAAUGAAGGAGUUAGUGAGUGUAUAGCUUUGGAUUGGCAAAUGGUGUCGCUCGGUCGGCCUAUGGAUGACGUCGCGUUGUUGAUGCUCUCGUCCUUGACUCCAGAAAUGAGAAGAGCAGUAGGAGAUUCUUUGAUUGAGGACUAUGGGGACAGGUUGGAAGCGGAGAGUGCGAGAUUGGGUUGUGCGUCCGCGGCGGCUGUGGUGCGCCGAAAUUUGAAGCCUGACUGGCCGCGUGCCGCGUUGCGCGCUCUACUGCUGUGCGCAGGCAGUGUCGACGUCGCGCUCGGCGAACCACGAGCCGAACGCCGUCUUCUCGAGGCUGUCAGAGACCUACACGAACAAGGUGUCCUUGCUCUAAAACCCGACACAGAAACGUGAAAAACCCAGUGCCAAACGAUCGACUGUUAAUUAUUUUUUAAUGUUGUGUCUAGCGCAUAACGUUUUAUUUUGAUGUAUUUUACGCACAAAUUACGUUGUAGUUGUGUGUUUUAAUUAUUGAAAAUUUUAUUAUUCGUCUUAGUUCACAACGAUAGGAUCGACUAGCGGAUGCGGCGAUUAAAGCCUAAUCAAAGACUGAAUUUACGACGUAUAAUCUACAUCUUGCGUAUAAGCUACGCGUUGUAUAGGUAUGUAAUGUACUACUGUAGGGAAUAAUUUAUUGCUCAUCGUAUUGGACGCUAGAAACAAAUUAAUUGCGGUCUAUUGACUAUUAUUUAAAAGGAAAGUAAAUUAU
This is a messenger RNA of Hyposmocoma kahamanoa, 2044 nucleotides long. RefSeq lists its product as uncharacterized. Lineage: Eukaryota; Metazoa; Arthropoda; Insecta; Lepidoptera; Cosmopterigidae. Bases 448 to 1689 code for a protein of 413 amino acids. The record is from RefSeq and is a predicted model, not a curated record. The transcript has 3 exons.